Messenger RNA from Pyrenophora tritici-repentis Pt-1C-BFP, 2415 nucleotides. Its product is annotated as LOC7, Chromosome condensation complex Condensin, subunit H. Lineage: Eukaryota; Fungi; Ascomycota; Dothideomycetes; Pleosporales; Pleosporaceae. Gene Ontology annotation, cellular component: condensin complex. Gene Ontology annotation, molecular function: chromatin binding. The record is from RefSeq and is a predicted model, not a curated record. Gene Ontology annotation, biological process: mitotic chromosome condensation.
AUGGCGCGCACCACCAAAUAUACCACGGCCGCUUCGCCGCAAAAGACACCGAUCAAGUAUGACUGUUUCCCCGCCCUUGUACCCCGCCAUCGUGUCGCUAACCACUGCAGAGUACCUCUCAACGACGACCGACAGGAAAAGGCAAUUCGCCGCCAUGCACAGCAGAAUGCGCAGCGUAACUCGAUGCGUGCCUCGACGGCGACGCCUGCGAGGAGGCGUAUCUCUAUGGCUGCCGGACAGCAUAGCCCCCAGACGCCUUCGCAGGACCCUGAUGGCAUGCCCGAUAUCACCGGCACUGCCGUUACGCCCGGGAAGCGCGUCAUGCCGCUGCUGGCUAACUUCGAGGAAUGGAUGAAGAUGGCGACGGAUAAUGUUUGCGCUCCCAAUUCUGUCUCCAGUAUGUCGCUCCUCAAGGAAGGUGAUACAGUCAACUUUCAGAAGGCGAGUUGUACCCUGGAUGGCUGCGUCAAGAUCUACACCAGCCGAGUCGACAGUGUCGCCACCGACACGGGCAAGUUGCUCAGUGGACUCGCCGAGAACGUAGGCAAGAAGCGCCGGGGCGACGCAGACGACGGAGAUGAUGGAGAGGACGGGGACGGCGAGGAUGGAGAAGAGGGAGAAGAUGGUCAGAAGAAGCGGAAGAAGAGGGCUACUCGGUCUGCCGAAGCCACACUUGCCUCUUCUUUUGCUCAGUUGCAGAACAAGAAGAUGGAGCUUGAAUUCUCGGUUGAUCCUCUUUUCAAGAAAGCGUCCGCUGAUUUCGACGAGGGUGGCGCCAAGGGUCUGCUACUUAACCAUCUGGCCAUUGACGCCAAGGGCAGGAUUGUUUUUGACAGCAGCGACGAUGCGAAUGAUGCAACUGCCCAAGAUACCCGCGCCACUCCAGCCCCUGAAGAGACAAACCAACAAGAUCAAGAAUUGGCUGAGAUACAUGCUUUUGACGACGUCGAUAUCCAUUUGUCCGACCUUGCUGCGAAAUACUUCCCCGAUCUGUCUCGCCUUGACAACCAGGACGUAUGCCCGUCAAUGAAGACAUUCGAUCUUGGCGAUGUGAACGGCUCCAUGGAUCUUCCAUUCCUCAAGGCCCCCGAAGAAACCAACAACGAUGAAGGUGAUAAGGAUGAGGAAGACGAGGCCGGAAACCGGUCAGGCCUCUUCCUCGAUGACGACAAUCCCAUGGGCUUUGAUGAUGAUGACGAUGCAAACAUGGGUGGAUUUGAUCUCCCUCCAGAGACCGGGUUUGGUGAAGGUGGUGAAAUCUGGGCUCGAGAGGCUAUCAGAGAUCCACAGGCUCGCGUUCACACAAUGGGUCUUGAGGGUGAAGAUGACGUUGUGGAAAGUGCGGAGAAUGGUAUUGGCGCUGACGCUCAGUAUGGUGUCUCAAUGGUACAUGGCCGGGACCAUGAACAAGAGAACAUUCUGAGCUACUUCGACAACGCUCUUAAGAAGAGCUGGGCUGGACCUGAGCAUUGGCGCAUAUCCCGCGUCAAACACGUCGAAAAAGCACCAGCAGCCAAGAGGAAGGAGAGAGAGCCUUUCGAGAUUGAUUUUGCAGCGCCCAUGUCGCAGUCCCUGGCGGAUAUGCUCUACACGCCUGCCACUUCAAACUCGACUAUAUCCCUACCAAAAGCACAAUGGAAAUCCAAAUCACGCAAUCUACUACCAGACGACAAGCACUUCAACUCACGACAGCUACUACGACUCUUCCUCAAGCCCAAAGCACGCAUGGGCUCUCGACGAGAAGGCCGACGCGCCCAAGCACCACCCAAAGAACCCACCCACGGCCACGUCGAUGAAGCAUACUGGGCCCAACAAGGCCAAGACGACGACCAAGGCGACGCUCCCCAAGGCCACUACGACGCCGACUUCUUCCAAGACGACGGCCUCGCGAUGCCUGGUGGCCCCAUCGACGAUGACGACGACUUUGCAGAUGCCCGCGACCACUUCUCCCCUGCACCCGAAACAGCAGAGGCAAUGCAACCCCUAGACGGCGUGCCCACAAGUUCCCAGCCUGACGCUUUCGGCGCACAACUAGUAACGCAAAGCCGGCGUUUCCGCCCCGAAUACGUACAAUACGCGCGAGUCGCAAAACGCGUAGACGUCAAACGACUCAAAGACGAACUCUGGCGUGGUAUCGGUUUUGAAGGCAUCUCAGCACCACCCCAAUCUAACACCGUAACCGACGACCCAGCAAUCAAAGCGGUAGAUGGCUCCCUCACUUUCACUCACGUCGUCAAUUCCCUCCAGGAAGUGUACCCCAAGAAAGCCCUCGCAGAUAUCUCGACGAGUUAUUGCUUCAUUUGUUUGCUGCAUCUCGCGAAUGAACAGGGGCUUGUUAUUGAGAAUGAGGAGGGGUAUGAGAAUUUGAGGAUUAGGAAGGAUUUUACGGCCGAUUUGGGUGUUGGAGGGGAUUGA